AUGGAGCAGGUACCUCGAUAUCAAGAGUUUCGGCACGAGCCUCUUCCUGAUUCGACAUCACACAUACGACUCCUUGAGAUUCUGGAGGGCGAACCCGGAAGGAGUGUUGUUUGCCAGCUGUUAGCCUGGCCCAUAGAGACUGCACCGUCAUACUACGCCAUCUCAUACACAUGGGGCGAGCCACGACCAACGUCAUUGAUCAUUGUCAAUGGCCGCUACACAGAAGUAGGGAUCAAUUGCGAAUACGUUAUGAGACAGGCCUAUAACUCUGGAGCGAGCAAAUACUUCUGGAUCGACGCCCUUUGCAUCGACCAAGCGAGCAGAAAAGAAAAGACUCAUCAAGUGGCCAUGAUGGGACGGCUUUACGAGAGGGCAACGCAUGUAUUUGCUUGCGUGGGA
This is a messenger RNA of Paraphaeosphaeria sporulosa, 399 nucleotides long. Its product is annotated as HET-domain-containing protein. The annotation marks the transcript as partial. NCBI's taxonomy places the organism in Eukaryota, Fungi, Ascomycota, Dothideomycetes, Pleosporales, Didymosphaeriaceae. The record is from RefSeq and is a predicted model, not a curated record. The transcript has a single exon.